Molecule: messenger RNA, 3057 nt
Organism: Pneumocystis jirovecii RU7
Lineage: Eukaryota; Fungi; Ascomycota; Pneumocystomycetes; Pneumocystales; Pneumocystaceae
Exons: 1
Source: RefSeq, a predicted model, not a curated record
UUGGCGCGGGCGGUGGCGCGGGCGGUUAAGCGGCAGGUAACAGGAGCAUCAGGAGUAGAUGAGGAGGAAGUGCGUCUUUUGGCUUUAAUACUAAAAGAAGAUUCUAAGGAUGAUAAAAAAUGCGAAGAAAAAUUAGAAAAACAUUGCAAAGAAUUAAGUGAAGCAAAUCUAACUCCAGAACAAGUACAUGAAAAGUUAAAAGAUUUCUGUGAUAGCAAAAAACGUGAUAAAAAAUGUAAAGAACUAAAAAAAAAUGUUGAAAAAAAAUGCGGUGAUUUUAAAACAGAAUUAGAAGAAUUGGUGAAAAAGGAAGCUUCAAAUUUGAAAAAUGAUGAGUGUACAAAAAAUGAACAACAGUGCUUGUUUUUAGAAGAAGCAUGCUCUGAUCUUACAAAGAAUUGCAACGAUUUAAGAAACAAAUGUUAUCAGAAUAAGCGUGAUAAGGUAGCAAAGGAAGUUCUUUUAAGAAUAAUAAAAGGAAAGAAUUUUAAAGAUAAAAAUUCAUGUGAAAAUAAACUGGAAGUAUACUGUCAAGAAUUAAGUCAAAUGAGUGACGAAUUGAUGAAAUUAUGUUUUGAUCAAAAAAAUACGUGUGAUAAUCUUGUAAAAGAAACGCAACAAAAGUGUGAAUCUUUCAAAAAUCUUAAAACGGAAAUUAAAACAAUAAAGGAAGAUGAACAACUAAAAAAAAAAUGCCCAUUAUUAUAUGAAGAAUGCAUUUUUUAUGAUGAAAGUUGUGGAAACGAUUCACUGAAGUGUAGUGAAUUGGAAAAAAAAUGUCAAGAGAAAAAUAUUACUUACACAUUAUCAUAUUCAGGGUUUGAUCCUAUAGAACCAGAAAUUACAUUAGCAGAAGAAGUAGACUUAGAAGGAAUUUAUAGAAAGGCAGCAGAAGAAGGAACUCUUGUUGGGAAACCUUUACCAGCAGAUGCUACUGCUUUGGUGGCAUUUUUGAUUCAAGAUCCAUCUCUUACAACUCAACGAACUAACAAAGAAAAAUGUAAAAAAAUUCUUGAAGAUAAAUGUAAAAAUUUAAAAGAACAUGAUAUUAUAAAAGGUCUAUGCGAGGAUUAUAAUGCAAAUAAAGAUAAGGACAAAAAAUGCGAAGAACUUAGUACAGAUAUUGAAGAAACAUGUAAAUUUUUCAUUUCAAAAACCCUUAUGAUUCAUUUUUUUGGCGAUGGAAAUAAAAAUGAUGGAAUUAUUAAAUGGGGGAAUUUAUCAACGUUUCUAAGCAAUAAAGAUUGUACAAAAUUAGAAUCGUAUUGUCUUUAUUUUGAAAAAAGCUGUAGAAGCGAAACUGCAUGCAAGAAUAUCAGAGCAGCAUGCUACAAGAGAGGACUUGACACAUUAGCAAAUGAAGUAUUACAAAAAGAAAUGCGAGGAAUGCUGCAUGGUUCAAAUAAAACAUGGCUUAGUGGUUUCCAAAAAAAACUCAUAGAAGUGUGCAAAAAAGUGAAAAAAGAGAAUAAAGGAGUUUUUCCGAGUAAUGAAUUAUUUGUCUUAUGUGUACAACCAUCAAAAGCAGCUCGAUUGCUUUCGCAUGAUCUUCGGAUGAAAACUAUCUUUUUGCAAGACGAUUUGAACAGAAAGCGAGAUUUUCCAGUGAAAGAAGACUGCGAAGAAUUAUUAAAGAAAUGUGAGGCUCUAAGAAAGGAUUCUAAAAAAAUUGAAUGGCCAUGUCAUACAUUAAGCCAAAAUUGUGAUCAAUUGAGAAACGCUAAAGAAUUGAAAGAACUUUUACUAAAUGAACAUAAGGAUAUAUUGAAAAAUCAAGAGAAUUGUGGAAUGUAUUUGAAGGAGAAAUGCAAUGAAUGGUCUAGAAGGAGAAAUGAACGUUUCUCUCUUUUAUGUGCUUUGCAAAAUAGGACUUGCAGAAUAAUGGUAGAAGAUGUGAAAAAUCAAUGCAAAAUAUUUGAAAAAAACAUUAAAAAAUACCAAGGUAUUGAUAGUAAAACUAAAAUAGAAGAAUUAGGGACAUAUUGUCCUAUUUGGCACCCACACUGCCAUAGAUUUGGACCCAAUUGCCCGGAUCUUGAAAAAAAUAAAUGUGAAGACUUUGAAAAAUAUUGCAAACCUUAUUAUAAGCAAAGAGACCUUGAAAAUGCACUUAUAUUUGAGUUUAGAGGACAUCUUGAUAAGAAAAAAAACUGCAAAACAAAUCUUGAUAAGUACUGUACACUAUGGGAUCAAACAGGAAAUAAAACACUUAAAGGUUUUUGUAACAGUUCUACUGAUAACAAUGAAACAUUUAGAGAUAAACUUUGCGAAAAACUAGUUCAGCGUGUGAAAGAAAAAUGCCAAGGAUUAUCAAAAGAACUUGAAAAAGCAAAAAAUGAUUUAGAAGAAAAACAUAAAGAUUAUGAAAAAGUAAAAAAGGAUACAAAAAAUGCAAUGGAAGAAACAAAUCUCGUUUUUUCAACAACUAAAUCAACAGAUAAUAAAACAGAAAAAGGAGUCAAGCCUAGUACGCCUAGUGUAGUUCAAGAUAUUGUACAUUUUAAACUUGUAAAAAGAAAUGAAAAAGUUCAAGUGACAGAAAAAGAAGCAAAAGCGUUUGAUUUGGUAGCACUAGCAUUCAGUCUUUAUGUAGAGUUAAAAGAAACGUGUCACCAUCUAAAGGAUGAUUGCGAAUUUAGAAAAGAAUGUAAAUGUAAAGACCAGUGCAAAGAGAUAGAAAAAAUAUGUUUAAAAAUAGAACCACUGAAAGUAAAGCCACAUGAAAUAAAAACAGUAACGGAAACCAACAUAACAACAGUCACAGAAACAGUCAAAGAAGCAGAAAAAACAGUAGGAGACGGAGAGAAAUGCAAAUCUCUCAGCACAACAGACACGUGGGUCACAAAGACGUCAACCCAUACCAGCACCUCCACGACUACGUCCACAGUUACGUCAAGAAUAACACUGACCUCGACGAGGCGGUGUAAGCCUACGAAGUGUACGACAGGAGAGGAAGAUGAAGCAGGAGAGGUGAAGCCGAGUGAGGGGCUGAGGAUGAGUGGGUGGAGUGUGAUGAGAGGGGUGUUAUUAGCAAUGAUGAUUUCAUUCAUGAUUUAG